Messenger RNA from Trypanosoma conorhini, 522 nucleotides. RefSeq lists its product as uncharacterized. Bases 1 to 522 code for a protein of 173 amino acids. The record is from RefSeq and is a predicted model, not a curated record. NCBI's taxonomy places the organism in Eukaryota, Euglenozoa, Kinetoplastea, Trypanosomatida, Trypanosomatidae. The transcript has a single exon.
AUGGCGCGGCGCGUUCGCGGUGGAACGGGGGGGAAGGGCCCCGCGGCGGAGUCGCGGGGCGGCCUUGAUGGCGCGCUGCCUCCCGCCGCGGCCGCGGAACGGUCCGGCCCCGCCCCCGCCACAACGGCCCGCCUGCUUCCUCGCGCGGUGGUUUUGCAACUCGGAAGGGCGGACCUAAACAAGCGCGCCUCAAACCGCGCCAGGCGGCAGCGCCGCGCGCGAGCAGGCCGGUUUUCUGUGCUGUUCGAGGCGCGGGGGUGGGGCUCGCGUUGCGCGCAGCCCGCGGCGCUUCGGAGUCGCGCAGAACGGCCCUCCACGCCCUGCCGCCUUCCGUGCUGUGGUGCGUCGGGGCGCGGGCUUGGUUUGGCAGCUGGCGCGGCGGCCCCGGCGGAAGGGAAGGCGGCGGCGCUGCGCUGCGUGGGCUUUGCGGGGCGGCCGCCCUUCCCGCCGGCCCGCGGCCUUCUAACCUCAAACGGAAAAAAGCGGGGAAAAGAAGGCGUCUUCUUCGCCAUGUCCGCGUAG